AUGGAAACGGAAAUUGUUGCUGGAACAGGUAUCGAAGGAUCUGAUCUGAAUCAACUUGGUUAUCCCAUGGGAAUUUUUGUUGACAUAAACUUUGAUUUAUAUGUGGCAGAUUGUGAAAACAAUCGCGUUCAACUCUUUCAAUUAAAUCAAUCAAAUGGACAAACAAAAGCAGGAGACACAUCAUUAUAUCCACCAAUUACUCUUCUUUGUCCAUCGGAAAUUGUACUCGACAUCAAUAGAUAUUUAUUCAUUGCAGAUAAUAAUAGUCGUCGUAUUGUAGGAGAAGAACCAACUAGUUUUGGAUUUACAAUUGCGUGUUAUAACCUAGGUCACAAUCAAAUCAACUGUUUGGUGCAAUAA
Molecule: messenger RNA, 360 nt
Organism: Adineta ricciae
Lineage: Eukaryota; Metazoa; Rotifera; Eurotatoria; Adinetida; Adinetidae
Source: the annotation of a GenBank genome assembly